AUGAGCAAAAGAACCGACGAACUGAAGGAAGGCAACAAAGGGUCAAGGAGGGGUGGUGUUCUGGUGGAGAUGCUAUUGAAGAGGGUAGGAGCGGAGGCAAAUAAGGACGUGAGAGAGGAGCAAGAUAUCCGCCUUCGAGCUCGGUUCCAUACCAUAACGUCCAGCCUCGGCCUCCAGAAAAUGAUCACAGAAUUGGACGGCGGCGGGUUCAAGGAGUUCCUGGAGAUGAACACUCAGGAGGUUGGUUCCGAGGAGGCAAUGGUCAAUGUGAGGGCCGGGUCGUGUUCUCCUUGGACGACAUCGAAGGCGACUGAUAGAUUACCGCGGAGAGUGCCGCAAGAUGAUCGGCGGCGGCGGCGGCGAUAA
Molecule: messenger RNA, 366 nt
Organism: Linum tenue
Lineage: Eukaryota; Viridiplantae; Streptophyta; Magnoliopsida; Malpighiales; Linaceae
Source: the annotation of a GenBank genome assembly